Molecule: messenger RNA, 1864 nt
Organism: Cryptomeria japonica (Japanese cedar)
Lineage: Eukaryota; Viridiplantae; Streptophyta; Pinopsida; Cupressales; Cupressaceae
Product: zinc finger CCCH domain-containing protein 11
Exons: 8
Coding region: 368-1450 (360 amino acids)
Biological process (GO): cytoplasmic translation
Cellular component (GO): cytosol
Molecular function (GO): mRNA binding; metal ion binding
Source: RefSeq, a predicted model, not a curated record
CCUAGUGGGCAUAACUGGACUAGUGCUUGUUUCAUCAUCCAUCCACAUUGGAAGAUCUUUGAAAAAUACAGAGUUAAAAAAGGGAAACCUUUCUCACUAAGCUGAAAUGGUGAAGGCUUUGUCCGUGACAAAAACACGAUACAAGUUUUACUAAUGAGAUUGGAUUUAGCAAAAGCUAAGGUUUUGUGAGAGAGAAAUAAAGCAGCAGAAGCAGGGCGGCAUUUGCAUGUUUUUUUGGGGUGUGGGUCAUCAAAUCCAAACCCUCCGUGUUAUCUAUCCAUAAUCUAAGCUAAAUUUGCGAAUCAACGAGGGUUUUUUUGGAUGCGGAUAUUAGAGUAGGCUGCAGGGUGUGCUUCUGUGAUUCAUUAUGCCUCCUAAAGCAUCGAAGGCUGAUUUGGCAAAAAAACAGAAGGUUGUGGAGGACAAAACCUUCGGCUUGAAAAACAAGAACAAGAGCAAAAAUGUUCAGAAAUAUGUUCAGAGUAUACAGCAAGCUGCGCAGCCCAAGAAUAACGCAAAGGAUACAAGCAAGAAGAAGAAGGAAGAUGAAAAACAGCGGGAGAAGGAGUUGAACGAUCUCUUUAAAGUUGCCGUCAGUCAACCCAAAGUUCCACCUGGUGUUGAUCCUAAAUCUAUCUUAUGUGAAUUCUUUAAGGCUGGACAAUGUGUGAAGGGUUUUAAGUGCAAAUUUUCACAUGAUUUGAAUGUUCAACGGAAGGGUGAAAAGAUUGAUCUGUACAGUGACAAGCGAGAUGAAGAAACUAUGGAGGAUUGGGACCAAGAAACACUUGAAAAGGUGGUGGAAUCCAAGAACAAAGAGUAUAGCCAGAACAAGCCAACUGACAUUGUCUGUAAAUACUUUUUGGAAGCUGUAGAGAAGAAACAAUAUGGCUGGUUUUGGGUUUGCCCCAAUGGUGGAAAAGAUUGCCACUAUAGACAUGCUCUUCCUCCUGGCUAUGUAUUGAAGUCGCAAAUGAAGGCUUUGUUAGAGGAAGAAGCCGAUAAGGUUCCAAUUGAAGAGGAGAUUGAAGCUCAGCGGCACCAAAUAAAAGUGUCAACUCCUCUUACUACCGACUUGUUUUAUGAGUGGAAGAAGAAAAAGACGGAACAAAAGGAAGCAGAACAUGCUGCAAAGAUAGCAGAACGGGCUAAAAAUGAUCGGAUGAGUGGACGUGAAUUGUUCCUGUUAGAUGCAAGUCUAUUUGUUGAUGAUGCAGAGGCUUAUGAGAAGUAUAACAGGGAGGAUGAGGAAUAUGAUCGGAAGGAGGUGAACCCAAAUAUUCCUUCAGAACAGCCCUCGACAUCUGGAGUUACAGCUGAGGAAGAAGAACUGAUAUUAGCUGAAGAGGAUGAAUUGGAUCCUGAGGAAUUGGAUGAGUUAGAAGCCAGCAUAGCAAAUGCCUCACUUGAGCCACGGGAAAAUGGUGCAAGUUCUCUUAGAAUUUCUUAAGUGAUCAUCAGAUUGUUCUUUCUUUAGUCCUCGUGAGAAAUGGGAAUGGUCUGUCAAAUAGUGCACCUACGCAAGUUCUCCAAGAGGUUAGACCUUGCAUGAGUCAAUAUCAUUGCAUAGAUGGAAAGCAGGUUGAUUUGAUCUCCAGCUAUUAUGGUGAAAACUACCACUUGUUCCUGCUGGCAAUGCAACAGAAGUUGUUUCGAAUUUUGUUUCCUAGGUUUGCUGUUAUAUCUGAUCAGUUAGGCAUGAAAAAGCUUCAGUGUUCCUGGUACCAUGUUAUAUGAGGGUGGAUACUCUGUUCUUGAGAGAUUUAUCACAUAUACUGUCUGCACAUUUUGCUAUUUAAUUAUAAUUUUGUCCUCCAGGAUAACAUAUCUAUUUUCUAUAUAUGCAAUUCACAGUUUCUGAGAA